This is a messenger RNA of Eucalyptus grandis, 3324 nucleotides long. Its product is annotated as MDIS1-interacting receptor like kinase 2-like. Lineage: Eukaryota; Viridiplantae; Streptophyta; Magnoliopsida; Myrtales; Myrtaceae. Gene Ontology annotation, biological process: protein phosphorylation. Gene Ontology annotation, molecular function: protein binding; protein kinase activity; ATP binding. The record is from RefSeq and is a predicted model, not a curated record. The transcript has 2 exons. The coding region runs from base 16 to 3096 and encodes 1026 amino acids.
UCCUUUGCCCUUUUCAUGGCACUUUUUGUCAUCAUUCCACAUGGUGCAAUUCCUGUUUAUGCCUCCACACUAGAAGCACAAGCCCUUCUCAAAUGGAAAUCCAGCCUUCUAAAUCAAAACCUAUCCACCUCUUCUCUAUCUCCAUGGACUCUUGCUCCUCAAAAUGCUACCGGCUCCAAUGCAACAGUGUCAAGCCCGUGCGGUUGGCACGGCAUCUCGUGUAACCCAGCCAAAAGCGUGAUUGGAAUCAAUCUCACCAAUUCGAACAUUAAAGGUACACUCGAUGAGUUCCCAUUCUCGUCUUUGCCAUAUCUAACCUAUAUAGACAUGUACAUAAACGAACUCUUCGGUGGUAUUCCGCCUCAAGUCGGUCUUUUGACCAAUCUCACUUACCUUGAUCUCUCCUUUAAUCAAUUAUCUGGGAAAAUACCACGGGAGAUUGGCAAUCUCAUGAAGCUUGAGGUGUUACACCUGCUCUCUAACGAGUUGAAUGGCUCUAUCCCUGAUGAAAUAGGUCAGUUGCGUUUGUUGAACGAGCUUGCCUUGUACUCAAACCAAUUGAAUGGAUAUCUUCCUUCUUCCUUGGGCAACUUGAGUAGCCUCGCUAGACUUUACAUCUAUAACAAUUCAUUUUCAGGUCCCAUUCCUAUUGAAAUGGGGAAUUUGACAAACUUGGAGGAGAUUUACAUGGAUACCAACUUCCUAACAGGGCCAAUUCCUCCCACAUUCGAGAAAUUGACGAAACUAACCCAACUCCAUGUAUAUGAUAAUGAACUAAUUGGUUCUAUCCCACCGGAGCUGGGAAACUUGAAACUUCUUCGUCGACUCGCCCUACACUACAAUAAUCUUACCGGUUCAAUUCCCUCGACAUUAGGCAAUUUGACAGAGCUUACCCUUCUUUAUCUGUAUGGCAACAUGCUUUCUGAUGACAUUCCUGAUGAGUUGGGAAACCUUCGAGCUAUGAUCGAUUUGGAGCUGAGUAUGAAUCAGCUCAGUGGCCCUUUUCCUUCUUCUCUAGGCAACAUGACUAAACUGAAAUAUUUAUUCCUCCGCGAGAACCAACUUUCUGGAUCCAUUCCUAGAUUCCUGGGGGAUUUGAUGAGCUUGGUGGUGCUACAAUUAGAUACGAACCAAUUCACUGGCUUCAUACCAGAUAACUUGUGCCGAGGUGGAUCACUUCGCAAUCUCACCUUGGGUGGCAACAACCUCACAGGUUUCAUUCCCAAAAGCUUGAGAAAUUGCACAAGCUUACUCAGGGUACGCCUCGAGGAGAAUCAACUCACUGGAAACAUAUCCGACAGUUUUGGCAUCUACCCGAACUUGGACUUUAUAGAUUUAAGUUUCAACAAGUUCUAUGGAGAAAUCUCGGCCAACUGGGGAAGUUGUCAGCGUCUGCGGACUCUACGAAUUGCUGGGAACAACAUCACUGGUAGCUUGCCUCCUGAGAUCGGAAACGCAACUGAACUACAAGGACUCGAUCUUUCUUCCAAUGGUUUAGUUGGCGAGAUUCCAAAGGAACUCGGGAAAUUGACCUAUUUGGUGAGGUUGAACUUGAGCAGGAAUCAACUUUCUGGCAGUAUAAGUCCGAAGAUCGCAUCCCUAUCUGGUCUUCAAAUGAUGGAUUUGUCCAGGAAUAGAUUAAGCAUGUCUAUCCCAGAGAGUAUCGGGCAGUUGGCAGACUUAGUCCUCUUGGAUUUGAGCAACAACCGAUUAAGCCAAGAAAUUCCUAGCCAGAUCGGGAUGCUGACUCACUUAUCCAAGCUAGACUUGAACAAUAAUUCAUUGAUCGGUGAGAUUCCUGCACAAUUCAGCAAUCUGCAAAGUCUAGUGAAACUUGACCUCUCACACAACAAUCUUUCGGGCCCUAUAUACGCAAUUUUUGAGGAUAUGCCAGGUUUGGCCACGGUUGACAUAUCCUACAAUGAGUUUCAGGGUCCGGUUCCAAACACCACGGCGUUCCAAGAUGCUCCAACAGAAGCAUUACAAGGCAACGCUGGAUUAUGUGGAAAUGUUGAUGGACUUCAGCCUUGUAGUCAAUCGGAGCCGCAGAAGAAAAAAUCCAACACUGUUAAGAAAGUGUUUCUCAUUGUCUUCCUCAUACUUGGAGCAUUUCUCCUGCUUUCUUUCGUCGGAGUAUACUACAUUUUGCAUAGAAGAAAGGACCGCCGACAAGUGGAGCAAGCACAGGAGAGAGAGAAUAUGUUUUCUAUAUCUACUUACGAUGGAAGGAUAUCGCACGAGGAAAUCAUUGCGGCGACUGAGGAUUUUAACGAGAGAUACUGCAUUGGAUGUGGAGGAUAUGGAAGGGUCUAUAGAGCAAAGCUAAGAUCAGGCGAUGUGGUGGCUGUGAAGAAGCUUCAUCAGAUGUCUGAUAGCGGGCAAACGAAUCAGAAGGAGUUUCAGAAUGAGAUAAGGGCAUUGACAGAAAUACGACACCGUAACAUCGUGAGACUCCGUGGCUUCUGCUCACAUCCCCAACACUCGUUCUUGGUGUAUGAGUAUCUGGAAAGAGGAAACCUGUCUGCAACCCUGAGCGAUGACGGAGAAGCAAAAGAGUUGGGUUGGGAUAGGAGGGCAAAUAUUGUGAGAGGCAUAGCUCAUGCUCUGUCCUACAUGCACCAUGACUGUGUGCCUCCCAUUGUUCACCGAGACAUAUCAAGCAACAACAUCUUGCUUGAUUCUGAGUAUGAGGCCCAUGUUUCUGACUUCGGCACAGCCAAGCUUCUCAAGCUGGACACGUCGAAUUGGAGCACUGUUGCUGGGACAUAUGGAUAUAUUGCACCAGAGCUUGCCUACACGAUGAGAGUGACUGAGAAAUGCGACGUGUACAGCUUUGGGGUCAUGGCAAUACAGGUGUUCCAUGGAAAACAUCCAGGCGAAACCAUCUCAUCCCUAUUAGCUGAAUCGGAUAAGGAGAUUGUGACAGUCCUGAAAGAUAUGCUGGAUCCACGCCUACCAGCUCCAAUGCCAAGCACUGAGGAUGAACUUCUAGUCAUCUUCAAGCUCGCAAUUGCUUGUUUAUCCACCAAUCCGCAACUCAGGCCAUCCAUGAAGAUGGUUUCUCAGGUGUUAUCGGCUCAUCCGGCCGCUCACUAGUGUGGCCAUUGUCCAGAGGUGGAGACAACCCAGUAAUAUGAAAUUGCAAGAGGAACUAUAGCUUCUAGCAAAUGAAUAAAUAUCUCCAGUGGUACUUUCUAUAUUCGUAGAUGAGUGUAUUAUGAUAAAGUGAGCUUAUAUUCAUGACAAGCAAAGAUUCAGAAGCCACAAGAGGACGCUUUGGUUGUGGCAACGAUUAUUACAUUACUCCUCUUUGACGCAUUACAA